Humulus lupulus (European hop) is the source of this 2811-nucleotide messenger RNA. Its product is annotated as protein EMBRYO SAC DEVELOPMENT ARREST 30. Gene Ontology annotation, cellular component: cytoplasm; chloroplast; Golgi apparatus. Bases 266 to 2257 code for a protein of 663 amino acids. Lineage: Eukaryota; Viridiplantae; Streptophyta; Magnoliopsida; Rosales; Cannabaceae. The record is from RefSeq and is a predicted model, not a curated record. The transcript has 11 exons.
AACAGUAUUUUGAGUAGUGAGUCAUUGAAUUUUAUUUUAUAGGUUUGGUAACUUCCAUUUAACUCCAUUAGAUUAUAGAAUUGAAUUAUCGAAACCAAAUCCAAAACCGGAUCUUAGAACAAUGGUAGUAGUAGUGCUAAGCAGAGGUCGCUCUUUCAGAUUCUUCUUCCUCUUCUUCUUGAUGUGUUUGCGGAACUAGAUUGAUUGAAUUUGAGGCCUAAUCUCGUUCUUGUCGAUCUACGUUUAUCAAAUCCAGAAUCCACAGAUGGUAUUCAAAUCUAAGAUCAAAUGGAUUGCUCUGUUUGUUCUGGUCUUGUCUUUCGUGUCUUUGAUUCGCCAUCUCUCCAUCGCAAGGUCUUCCUCUGUCGACAUGGUUCAGUACAGUGCCCUGGCCGGGUUUCGCGAUGAUUUCGCUCCCAUUCUUGGAAGACAGAAAUAUCGGAAUAAGAAACUCUGGGGUGUUGUAAAGUCACUGCAAUCCUUGCAGCCUUAUGCCAACCCUAGAAGCAACUAUGCUGUACCAAAUAAACAAAGUAAUGGUUUCAUUUAUGCAAAAGUAUUUGGUGGAUUUGCAAACAUAAGAUCUUCGAUCUGUGAUCUGGUCAUCAUAUCCAGGCUUUUAAAUGCUACUCUUGUCAUUCCAGAGAUUCAAGAGACUACUCGCUCAAAAGGUGUCAGCAACAAAUUCAAGAGUUUCUCUUAUCUCUAUGACGAGGAGCAAUUUAUAGCAUCACUUACCAAUGACAUACUCAUUGUUAAGAGCUUGCCUGAAAAUUUGAAAGCGGCGAGGAGAAAAAAUGCAUUUCCUACUUUUAAGCCCAAAACAUCAGCAACGCCAAAGUUUUAUCUUAAAGAAGUGCUACCAGCAUUAAAGAAAGCCAAAGUUAUUGGUUUGGUUAUUACAGAUGGUGGAUGUCUGCAGUCUAUCCUUCCAUCUGGCAUGUCUGAGUUUCAAAGGCUUAGAUGCAGAGUUUCUUUCCACGCUCUCCAAUUUCGACCUGAAAUUAGGGAGCUUGGGCAUCUCAUGGUAGAUAGGUUACGAGCAUGGGGCCAACCUUUCCUUGUUUUUCAUCCUGGCUUAAUCAGAGACACCUUGGCAUAUAACGGUUGUGCAGAACUUUUUCAGGAUGUUCAUACCGAACUCAUACAAUAUCGAAGGGCACAAAUGAUUAAACGAGGGAUUGUUAAUGAAGAAUUAAGAAUAGAUUCUCACAUGCGAAGAGAGAAUGGUUCAUGCCCACUCAUGCCUGAAGAGGUUGGAAUUCUCCUGCGAGCAAUGGGUUAUCCUCCUAAAACCAUAGUAUAUCUUGCUGGUUCUGAAAUUUUUGGAGGUCAAAGGGUUCUGAUUCCUCUGCGUGCCAUGUUCGCUAACUUAGUAGAUCGCACUUCUUUGUGUACAAAAACAGAGUUGUCGGAUUUGGUUGGACCAGAAACGCCUCUUCCACUUGACCACUUUCAAUCACCUCCAGCCAAAAAAAGUGAGGAACAAAAAGAAGAAUGGAAAAAAGCUGGUCCAAGGCCUCGUCCUCUUCCUCCCCCACCAGAUAGACCUAUCUAUCGACAUGAAAAGGAAGGUUGGUAUGGUUGGAUUACUGAGACUGAAAGAGAACCUGACCCUUCACUGGUGGAUCUAAGAAUGCAAGCACAUCGACUUCUUUGGGAUGCUCUUGAUUAUAUUGUUUCAGUGGAAGCAGAUGCCUUCUUUCCUGGUUUUAACAAUGAUGCUAGUGGAUGGCCAGAUUUUUCUAGCUUGGUUAUGGGACAUAGACUUUAUGAGGUUGCUUCUUCCCGAACAUAUCGACCAGACAGGAAAAUUCUUGCAGAACUUUUGAAUGUUACUCGUGACAAUUUGUACCAUCCAAAGCACAAUUGGACACUCGUAGUGCAGGAACACUUAAACAAAAGCUUGGGUGAGGAAGGCCUUAUUAGGCAGUCCCUAUUGUCGAAAUCGGCCUCGUUCAUUUCACAUCCACUUCCCGAAUGCUCUUGCAGAAUAGCUUCUGCAGAGACUUCAAAUAUUGUUAGAGGCGAGGAUGGCCGGGUUUUAUAUGAUGGUGAAGAAGAGUGCCCAAAAUGGAUGCAACAUGAUGAAGAUAUUGUUUCAGAAUCACUUGCAGAAGAAGAAGAGAAAACUGAUGAAGAUGAAUUGCCAGAAUAUGAAAGCAAUCUGGUUGAACAACCUGAAUCAAAUAGCUCUGGCAAUACUAACACAUCUCUAUUAUUUGAUCAGGAUGAAGAAAUGGAUCCAAACGACUAGAAUUGGAUUUCCAAAAUGAUUUUCUUCUUGUUCUUUUGCUGUAUAUGUCAGUCUCCAGCAAUUUCUUCUUGAAUGGUAAGUUUUUGAAUCGGAGGGUAUAAUGGCAAAGUAUAUAUCCUUAAUACGUGAUUUCUACAACUUAUUUUUUGAGUUUGUUAUCAUAUCCAUUCUUUGAGUAGAUUCCGGCCCUUCUCUGGCCACAAAUGGAGAAAAUAUUUUCAUACCAUUCAUUUAGCAGACUUUUGAUGCUUGAGGAUAGAAGAAUCAGGAGCAAAAUUUGAUCAUUAUGUUGAUUAUAGGUCAAGUUUAUAUAUACAUGAUUUUGGAUCAACUGGCGUUGUAAUUUUGAAUAGGCUACUAAUGACUACACCUUAAAUGCUUCAAUGAAGGAAUUGCAUUUUUUGAGAAUGAUGUUAAUUUAUUUUUCAGGGGGGUCAAAUUUUGACUAGAAACUUAAUUUGUUGUGUAUUAAUUAACAGAGUUAGUUUGGCAUAGCUUUCCUUUCGGGGCAACAUUGGUUUAUUAAAUAAAUUUAAGUACUUUUAUUUUCCAUA